CUCUCUCUUGUUCUUCUUCUUCAUCUUCUUCCUCUCGUCACUUUUUUUUUUUUAAUAAUUUCUCUCUGUGUUGUGUUCAUGCCCGACGCGAAAUUGAGCCACCUCGUCUCUGCUUCAGGGAAGGGGAUCUAGAAGCUCUUCGCAUCUAAACGGAGAGAGAUGGCGCAGAGUAGUACAUCUCAUGACUCUGGCCCACAGGGGCUUAUGAGGCGGCCAUCUCGUAGUGCUGCCACAACAGUGUCGAUUGAAGUUUUUGAUCAUGAGGUGGUUCCGGCCUCCCUUGGUACCAUUGCACCUAUUCUACGUGUUGCUGCAGAGAUUGAACAUGAGCGCCCCCGUGUUGCCUAUCUCUGUCGAUUUUAUGCAUUCGAGAAAGCUCAUAGGUUGGAUGCAAGCUCUAGUGGAAGAGGUGUGAGGCAGUUCAAGACACUUCUCUUUCAAAGAUUAGAAAGGGACAAUGCUUCAAGUCUUGCUUCUAGGGUGAAGAAAACUGAUGGGCGGGAAGUUGAGAGCUUCUAUCAACAAUAUUAUGAGCACUAUGUCAGGGCACUUGAUGAAGGAGAUCAAGCAGACAGAGCUCAGCUUGGUAAAGCAUACCAGACAGCCGGAGUGCUCUUUGAAGUGCUCAUGGCAGUUAACAAGAGCGAGAAAGUUGAAGCAGUAGCUCCUGAGAUCAUUGCAGCUGCUAGAGAUGUCCAAGAAAAAAAUGAAAUUUAUGCACCGUACAACAUUCUUCCACUGGAUUCUGCUGGGGCUUCACAGUCCGUUAUGCAGCUUGAGGAGGUCAAAGCCGCUGUAGCUGCCUUGGGGAACACUCGCGGAUUGAACUGGCCAUCUGGAUUUGAGCAGCACCGAAAGAAAACCGGAAAUCUGGAUCUUCUUGACUGGUUAAGAGCUAUGUUCGGAUUUCAGAGAGACAAUGUCAGAAAUCAGAGGGAACAUUUGGUUUGUUUACUUGCUGAUAAUCACAUAAGGUUGACUCCUAAGCCAGAACCUCUAAACAAGCUCGAUGACAGAGCCGUUGAUGCCGUAAUGACAAAGCUCUUUAAGAACUACAAGAACUGGUGCAAAUUUUUAGGACGUAAACACAGUUUAAGGCUUCCUCAAGCUGCUCAAGAUAUACAACAGAGGAAGAUACUAUAUAUGGGCUUGUAUCUUCUCAUCUGGGGUGAAGCUGCAAAUAUUCGCUUCAUGCCAGAGUGCUUGUGCUAUAUUUUCCACAAUAUGGCUUAUGAACUCCAUGGUCUCUUGGCUGGAAAUGUCAGCAUCGUUACUGGAGAAAAUAUUAAGCCUUCUUACGGUGGAGAUGAUGAGGCAUUUCUACGGAAGGUCAUUACACCAAUCUACCGUGUAGUUCAAAAGGAAGCAAAUAAGAAUGCGAAUGGAAAGGCUGCUCACUCAGAUUGGUCCAACUAUGAUGAUCUGAACGAAUAUUUUUGGAGUCCUGAUUGCUUCUCUCUGGGCUGGCCAAUGCGUGAUGAUGGAGAUCUUUUCAAAUCAACCCGUGAUAUGACACAGGGAAAAAAGGGAUCAAUAAGAAAAGGGGGAAGGACAGGCAAAUCAAAUUUCACUGAAACUCGAACAUUUUGGCACAUAUAUCAUAGUUUUGACAGACUGUGGACAUUCUAUCUAUUAGCACUCCAGGCAAUGAUCAUUCUUGCAUUUGAACGAGUAGAACUGAGGGAAAUCUUACGGAAGGAUAUUUUAUAUUCUCUCUCCAGUAUCUUUAUUACCGCAGCUUUUCUACGCUUCCUUCAAAGUGUCCUGGACGUUAUCUUAAACUUUCCAGGUUUCCACAGGUGGAAAUUUACCGAUGUUUUGAGAAAUAUUCUCAAGAUCAUUGUCAGUCUCGCUUGGUGUGUUGUGUUACCCCUAUGCUAUGCCCAGUCUGUCUCUUUUGCUCCUGGCCAGCUGAAACAAUGGCUAUCAUUUCUUCCACAAGUUAAAGGCGUUCCUCCGCUUUAUAUCAUGGCUGUAGCAUUGUACUUGCUUCCAAAUGUACUGGCAGCUAUCAUGUUCAUUUUUCCAAUGCUUCGACGCUGGAUCGAGAAUUCAGACUGGCAUAUAUUUAGAUUGCUCUUGUGGUGGUCACAGCCAAGAAUUUAUGUUGGAAGAGGGAUGCAUGAAAGUCAAAUUGCACUCAUAAAGUAUACGAUUUUCUGGCUGUUGCUUUUCUGUUGCAAAUUUGCAUUCAGUUACUUUCUACAGGUGAAACUUUUGGUGAAGCCAACUAACGCAAUUAUGAGCAUUCGCCAUGUAAAAUACAAAUGGCAUGAGUUUUUCCCAAAUGCUGAGCACAACUAUGGAGCAGUGGUGUCGCUCUGGUUACCAGUUAUCCUGGUUUAUUUUAUGGACACCCAAAUUUGGUAUGCUAUAUUCUCCACAAUAUGUGGUGGUGUCAUUGGGGCCUUUGAUCGUUUGGGAGAGAUACGAACACUUGGAAUGCUAAGGUCAAGGUUUCAAUCAUUACCUGGAGCAUUUAAUACGUAUCUUGUUCCUUCUGAUAAAACAAGGAGAAGAGGGUUUUCCUUGUCAAAAAGAUUUGCAGAGGUCACUGCUGCAAGAAGAACUGAAGCGGCAAAAUUUUCCCAACUCUGGAAUGAAAUAAUUUGCAGCUUCCGUGAGGAAGAUCUAAUCAGUGACAGGGAGAUGGAUCUGUUGCUUGUUCCAUACACUUCAGACCCUAGUUUGAAACUAAUUCAGUGGCCACCGUUUUUGCUUGCAAGCAAGAUACCAAUAGCAUUGGAUAUGGCAGCUCAAUUUCGAACAAAAGAUUCUGACCUCUGGAAGCGCAUAUGCGCAGACGAAUACAUGAAAUGUGCUGUCAUUGAAUGCUACGAAUCAUUCAAACAUGUCUUGCACACCUUGAAUCUAAAAGGAUACCCGUACUCCGACGUGUUUCUUCCAUUCAAGCUACUGGCUGUCUAA
Camelina sativa (false flax) is the source of this 2928-nucleotide messenger RNA. NCBI's taxonomy places the organism in Eukaryota, Viridiplantae, Streptophyta, Magnoliopsida, Brassicales, Brassicaceae. The record is from RefSeq and is a predicted model, not a curated record.